UUGACCUCACAUCUUUCACCUCUAAAUCAUGUCUUCACAACCUUCGGGUUCAAGUACCUCAAUGGACGAGCGGAGGGUUACCGCGUUCAAGGGGUAUCGCGAGAAAAUGCGGCAACAUGAAGCAAACAGCCAGGCACUGAAAAACUUGCGAUUCUCCCUGAAGGACCUCGAGAGAGAGUUCGACAAGACUGAGGACGAUAUCAAGGCCAUCCAGUCGGUGGGCCAAAUCAUUGCGGAGGUGCUCAAGCAACUGGACGACGAACGGUUCAUUGUAAAAGCGUCGUCAGGGCCGCGCUACGUUGUAUCAUACCGACCUGCCCUGCCCGUCUCGAAGCUCAAAGCGGGAACCCGUGUCAGUCUCGACAUGACCACACUGACGAUCAUGCGGAUAUUGCCGCGCGAGGUUGACCCUAUGGUCUAUAAGAUGAGUCUUGAGGACCCGGCGGGGGCCUCGUUUGCCGGUAUUGGUGGCUUGGGCGAGCAAGUGCGAGAACUGCGAGAGGUUAUCGAGCUUCCGCUCCUGAACCCUGAACUCUUCCAGCGCGUUGGUAUCGAUCCACCGAAGGGCGUGCUGCUGUAUGGCCCUCCGGGUACCGGCAAGACGUUGCUCGCGCGUGCAGUUGCAGCCACGCUGAACACGAACUUCCUGAAGGUGGUCGCGUCUGCUAUCGUAGACAAAUACAUUGGCGAAUCUGCGCGGGUCGUCCGUGAGAUGUUUGGCUACGCAAAAGAGCACGAGCCAUGUGUUAUCUUCAUGGACGAAAUUGACGCCAUCGGUGGACGGCGGUUCUCUGAGGGCACCAGUGCAGACCGUGAGAUCCAGCGGACGCUGAUGGAGCUGCUGAACCAAAUGGACGGCUUCGACUCGCUCGGGCGGACGAAGCUCAUCAUGGCGACAAACCGACCAGACACAUUGGAUCCUGCGCUGCUGCGUCCGGGCCGCCUGGACCGCAAGAUUGAGAUACCCCUCCCGAACGAGCAGGCGCGGUUGGAAAUUCUCAAGAUUCACGCGCAACCCGUUAACAAGUCCGGCGAGAUCGACUACGAGGCCAUCGUCAAGCUCUCGGACAGCUUCAACGGCGCGGACCUGCGGAAUGUCGUGACGGAGGCGGGCAUGUUCGCCAUUCGCGACGACAGAGAGUACGUCAUCCAGGAGGACCUGACGAAAGCUGCGCGGAAGGUCGCGGAGGCAAAGAAGCACGAGACGAAACUCGAUUACUCGGCAUAAGAUUCUGCGUAUCGUCUUCUCGAUCGGCCUAUCGGGCUGGAGUAAUGUUUCCGUGGCUGCGUUGAGACGCUGUACGUACUUGUGCAUGUGGAUGCUGCGACUGCAACGUGUGUCACUGAAGCAGUCGUGUGCUGCGGAUAUCAGGCUGUAACUGUACGAUGUGGUGUUCUGAAUAUUAUGAUACAUAGAGUAAUCAUAGC
Messenger RNA from Phanerochaete carnosa HHB-10118-sp, 1428 nucleotides. RefSeq lists its product as uncharacterized. Lineage: Eukaryota; Fungi; Basidiomycota; Agaricomycetes; Polyporales; Phanerochaetaceae. Gene Ontology annotation, biological process: positive regulation of RNA polymerase II transcription preinitiation complex assembly. Gene Ontology annotation, molecular function: proteasome-activating activity; ATP binding; ATP hydrolysis activity. The transcript has 6 exons. Gene Ontology annotation, cellular component: proteasome regulatory particle, base subcomplex; cytosolic proteasome complex. Bases 29 to 1228 code for a protein of 399 amino acids. The record is from RefSeq and is a predicted model, not a curated record.